GAACGUGACACCGGCACUUUCAAAGAACUGCCGCCCCCAUGUGCCUCCUGUUUGAUGGUUUUAUUCUGGUUAAGUUAGUUAUCUGCUGUCUUCCUCCAUUAAAAUACGCGCCGAGGUGUGAGAAGAGAAAAAAGGGAAGGCAAUGGCCUCAGGGGAUAUUGCUCAGAUUACAGAUGCUCUGGCCAAAACUCAUGUUGGAGAAGUGGAGUUAAGUUAUAAGGGACGAGGGCUGAAGCUGGACAAUGCAGAGUCGGUGAAAGAGAUUGUGGAGGGGAUUGAACGGUGUCAGGGUCUGCAGUCUCUCCGGUUAGAGGGAAACACAUUGGGCGUUGAAGCAGCAGAGGCCAUUGCGAAGUCUCUUGAAGCUAAACGUGAACUGGAGCAAUGUCAUUGGAGUGACAUGUUUACAGGCCGCCUUCGCUCUGAAAUUCCACCUGCUCUGAAAUCACUGGGCAAUGCUUUGACGACAUCAGGGGCUCGAUUGACCCAGCUGGACCUGAGCGACAACGCUUUCGGCCCUGAUGGAGUAAAGGGAAUCGAAAACCUCCUGAAGAGCUCUGCAUGCUACACCUUACAGGAGCUCAGGCUUAAUAACUGUGGCAUGGGCAGUGGAGGAGGGGUGGUCCUUGCUUCUGCAUUGACUGAAUGCCAUAAGCAGUCAAGUGCUUCUGGUUCCCCACUGAGGUUAAAAGUCUUCAUAGCUGGACGUAAUCGCCUGGAGAAUGAUGGUGCCACUGCACUUGCCAAAGCAUUUAAGUUAUUGGGCAGCCUUGAAGAGGUCCAUAUGCCACAGAAUGGAAUCAAUCAUCCUGGUAUCACUGCUUUAGCUGCUGCCCUGAAGCACAACCCAAACCUUCAGGUGCUCAACCUUAACGACAACACAUUUACUACAAGAGGAUCCAAAGCUAUGGCAGAGGCCAUUAGACACCUCCAAUGUCUUAAGGCCAUCAAUUUUGGGGACUGUCUAGUGCGCUCAGAAGGUGCCAUUGCUAUAGCAGGGGCCCUUAGAGAGGGACUGCAUCUGCUCAGGGAGUUGAAUUUGUCAUUUGGGGAGAUUUGUGAAGCUGCAGCAAUGGUGGUUGCAAAGGCUGUCCAGGGCAAAGCUGAUUUGGAGAAACUAGACCUUAAUGGAAACUGCUUUGGAGAAGAUGGCUGUGAGGCUCUUAAGGAAGCGAUGGAGAAAAUGAACAUGGAGGAUCUGCUCGGCUCACUUAGUGAUGAUGAAGGAGAGCCUGAUGAAGAGGACUAUGAUGAUGAUGAGGAAGAAGAGGAAGAUGAUGAUGAGGAGAAAGAAGACAAUGAUGCUGAGGAAAAUGGUGUAAAUGGAACAAAAGAUGUAAUUGAGGAAAAGGAGGAGCCUCACCACAGUUCUGAGCUCAAAUCCUUCCUCGUCUCUCCAUCAGCUGAGAAACUGAUCUCGCUUGGAGCCAAAAAGGUCCAGCUCAUUGAACAGCAGGUUGAUGUUUCAGAUGCAAAUAAAGUGUCAGAAGUUUUCCUGAAGAUCUCGUCAGUAUAUAAAGAUGAACCAGAAGUAAAGCAAGCUGUUUUUGAGACCUCUGAUGCCCUGUUGAGGAAGACCUUCUCCAACUCCCACUCUCAAUCUUAUAGUUUUAUCUCCUCUCUGAUGGUGAACCUGGGACUUUUAAAGAGUGAAGAUAAGAAGAUGAAGAAAGUAUGUGUACUGCCUGGACAUUUGCUCACAUUGGAGCAUGCGGUCUCACAGGAGUUUUUCCCAGCGGAUCAGGCUGGAGUUCUGGAAUCCUUUGUGUCACGAAAUGGUGCAGUCUUCGAAUCCUGCUGCAGUGCCAGAGAUGCUCUCAAGAUCACACUGGUGAAAAGGAUCACUGCUUAAUUCUUAACCCUCAACACAGAGCCACUGAAAUCACUUAAUACGGGUCUAAAAACUUGACAUGAAACUCUUAUAAACUAACGAUUAGUUUUUCAUUGAUCAGUCAAUCCUGGAUUUUUGGCAUGCAAACCUCAAAGUACAGUGAUGACUAGUGCCUCAUGACUGACACAACCUGAAAUGAACAGUAAACUAUCAGAUUGCUUUCAAUAAGAGUGUUGUGUUCUUUCAUCUCUUUUUAGAAAUAUUGCUUUUAUUUUUAUACGUACAGUAAAGGGAAAUAGGGAAAAGGCACUGGAUGAUAAUUAGAGCUUAAUUAUCGCUUCAUUAUAGUGUUUUAACUAUGGCACUUUUGAACAAUUGUCAUUACUUUAAGUUCACAUUUAAAGUGAGUGUAAAGCAUGUUCACCUUCUGCCCUUUUGUGAAAUAUUGGUGGUGGAGUUAGGACAACAUCUAAGAGUCUUUGGAUUGAAGUGAAAAAAGGAGUGAAAGUGAAGUCAAGUUAAAUGUUUGGGCAUUAGUAUAUUUAAUACUACAACUGGUUUGCACUGAAUAUUGUUAUAUUUGCAACAUUCCAUUUUGUUGACAAUAAAACAUUUUUUCUU
This is a messenger RNA of Danio aesculapii, 2452 nucleotides long. RefSeq names its product Ran GTPase activating protein 1b (gene rangap1b). Gene Ontology annotation, molecular function: GTPase activator activity; small GTPase binding. Gene Ontology annotation, cellular component: perinuclear region of cytoplasm; nucleus; cytosol. The coding region runs from base 143 to 1852 and encodes 569 amino acids. Gene Ontology annotation, biological process: activation of GTPase activity; nucleocytoplasmic transport; signal transduction. The transcript has 16 exons. The record is from RefSeq and is a predicted model, not a curated record. NCBI's taxonomy places the organism in Eukaryota, Metazoa, Chordata, Actinopteri, Cypriniformes, Danionidae.